AUGGCGACCAGUACGGCACUCCUGGCGGGCCUUCUCGUCGCCGUCGUGCUCACUGUCACGGCCGACGAGUCAUUCGUGGAGAGGCAGACCACGGAAGGCAUGGUUCGCGGCAAGGUUGUCCGUGUCCUGGACAAAUCCGUCGAAGAGUACCGCGGCAUUCCGUUCGCCGAGCCGCCUGUGGGAAAGCUCCGCUUUCGGCCUCCACUUCCGAAACAACCUUGGGAAGGCACCGUGGACGCAACCGCUGGAAACACAGCCUGUCCUCAGGUGCUGUUGGAAGGAAUCACAAUGGGCAACCUGAGCUUUACAGAAGACUGCCUUCAGCUGAACGUAUGGGUCCCAGAGGUCGCGAGUAACCCGGGCUCGCGUCGUCCUGUACUUGUGUGGAUCCACGGAGGAGCAUUCACCUUUGGCAGCGCGAAUAUGGCGAACACUAGCGGAGUCGUGCUCGCCGCGCUGGGCGAUGUAGUCGUCGUCUCCACGAAUUACCGUCUUGGCAUCCUGGGUUUCAUGAACGUGUACUCUCCUGAGGCGCCAGGUAAUGUUGGCCUCUUGGAUCAGAACAUGGCUCUGAAGUGGGUGCAGAGGAACAUCGGACAUUUCGGAGGCGACCCUGAGCGAGUGACGCUGUUCGGCGAGGGUGCAGGCUCAGUGAGCGUACACGCGCAGAUCAUGUCGCCUUUAAGCCGACGCAUCUUCAAGAGGGCAGUCUUGAUGAGUGGUACGAUGUACAGCCUAGACACAUGGGAGACAGUUUACGAAAGCAUAGUCAAAGCCUACAAGGUCGCUAACGUUGUGGGGUGUUCUAACAGUGCAAGAAUCGGGCUGUCACCGAACGCGGAAAAUAUCGUAGACUGCAUGAGAAACAAGUCCGCCGAUGAGCUCUCCACGGCUUCUCUGGUGGUAGCGGCACCGAAGAUGGUCCAAUUUGCGCCUACUUAUAGUAACAAGUUCCUUCCCCAAAGUCCAUUAGCGGCGCUGAAGCGUGGUUUCUUCUCAUCUGUGGACGUCUUAGCUGGCGUAACUUCAGACGAAGGAGCUGCGUUUCUCCUGUUCCCGUUGGUCCCCGAACUUUUAGUGGAAGACCUUCAAGGUUCUCCACCAGAGGAGCUUGUUAAGUCUCUUCGCAGCGCAUUAUGGCGACGGCUUAAAGAGAACACGCAGGAUAUAUUAGAAACGUACACCAAGGAAGCACCAACGGACGAUAAGAACGCACUGAGACGCCAAUACAUCGACUACGUGUCGGACAGAUUGUUCAACUGUCCCCUGCAGUUCUUCACGGAAAAGCACAGCGAAAAGGACAACAAGGUUUUUACGUAUGUAUUCGCCCACAAAACGGCAAUGUUUCCACUGCCUGGGUGGAUGGGAGCGCCCCACGGCUCCGAUGUGGCCUUCGCGUUUGGUCAACCCUACGCGGCAAAUCCUGAUUCUCCGGAUGGACGCAUGGCUCAGGCCUUCGUGCGAAUGCUGGCCAGCUUCGGCGAAAAUGGGAUACCGGAACUUCCCAACAACGAGACAUGGCCACAAUACAGCAAGAACUCGUCAAUCAUGAUGGUUCUCAACAACGGCCAAUUUAACGAGACAAAAGGAUUCCGCUCAAGCUACUGUGAACGCUGGAGGCCUUUGUACUAA
This is a messenger RNA of Dermacentor andersoni, 1632 nucleotides long. Its product is annotated as acetylcholinesterase-like. Lineage: Eukaryota; Metazoa; Arthropoda; Arachnida; Ixodida; Ixodidae. Gene Ontology annotation, molecular function: acetylcholinesterase activity. Gene Ontology annotation, cellular component: plasma membrane. Gene Ontology annotation, biological process: acetylcholine catabolic process; choline metabolic process. The record is from RefSeq and is a predicted model, not a curated record.